GCUACGAGACAAGGCACACGUAAUAGUACUAGUGCGCCGUUGCCCUGCCUGCCUGCCCUGUGCCCUGCCUUGCACCACACCACCACCACCGCAGAUCCGGUCUGGUCCAGUCCGGCCCGGUCCGCUACUAAACAAACCAGCCCAGCGCGCGCCCCCAGCGAGAGGAGAGGAGGAGGGGCCGGGGUCGGCACGGCGGGCAGAAUUGCCUCUGCUGCCUGCGCGCUGCCCUGCCCUGCCAGAGGGAUCGGAGGGAGAGCGAUCAGUCAACAAGCCCAGGAGGAGGAGGAGGAGGAGGGAGAGAUCCGCGUGCCGGCCGGAGGCGGGCUCCGGGAGAUCGACCGAGCGACCGGCCUCGGUCCCGGUGCGGUGGUGGAUGGGGAUGGCGCCCGCCGGGUGGGUGGGCGGGCUCGUGGCGGAGAGCUUCUUCGUGGCGUGCCCCGCGCACGAGUCCCGCAAGAAGAACGAGCGCAACAUCUUCUGCCUCGCCUGCUGCGCCAGCAUCUGCCCGCACUGCGCCCCCGCGCACCGCCACCACCCGCUCCUCCAGGUGCGGCGCUACGUGUACCAUGACGUCGUCCGCCUCGGCGACCUAGAGAAGCUCAUCGACUGCUCCUGUGUCCAGACCUACACAAUCAACAGUGCCAAGGUGAUCUUCCUGAAGCCGAGGCCGCAGUCCAGGCCUUUCAAGGGCUCCGGCAACAUCUGCCUCACGUGCGACAGGAUCCUCCAGGAGCCCUUCCACUUCUGCUCCCUCUCAUGCAAGGUGGACCACGUGAUGACGCAGGGAGGGGACCUGUCCAACAUCCUGCAGCACUACGGCGCCGGCGGUGGCGGUGGCGGUGGCACGGCGGACCCGGACCGCCUCGCGUUCCCGAGGUUCGAGAACCUCCGCGUCGUCGACGGCUCGGACCUCGACGACGACGUCCAGGUCGUCACCCCAGACUCCACCCUCGAGGACCCGACCAACAACGCGGGCGGCGGGUCCAGCGACAACGGUACUGACGACGCCAGACGGCAGGUCGUCGUCCAUGGCGGCGGCGAGGCGGCCAAGCGGAAGAAAGGGGGCGGCUUCUUGCCCCAGAUCGUGCUGUCACUCGGCGGCGGCGGCGGCGGCGGCAACAGGAGGAAGGGUGCCCCCCACAGGUCCCCUCUGGCCUAAGCAGCGCUACCUUCAUGCAUGCGUCCCCCUGCUGCUGCUCGUUAUAUAUCACAAGUCACAACACACGUAGCGCGCUGUGGUUGCAUGCAGUGAUGAUGGUGUGGGUGGUAGCUACAGUAUUAAUUAGUAGUAGCGUGUUAUAAUAGUAUCUUAAUGGUGAUUAGCCUCGUAGAGAGACGACGACAAGCUGGUAGCUGGUCGAUCGGUUUUGCUUGGGGGGGAAGGUCUUGGUGGCCUUGUGAUCCGUCUAGCAGCUCGCUAGGACCAACCAUGGCCGCCGCGCCAUCUCAUGAGACUUUAGAGAGAGAGAGAGAGAGAGAGGGUCAUGGGGGAGGUAGAGGGGGGAGAGACGGUUGUAAAAGCAGUUCCCAUUGUUACAGGCACCAGGUAGUAACUGGUCAGUGGGGCCCACUUCUGCAGGCGGUGGGGCCCAUACGAUCGAGGUGGCUACCAAUUUUGUAUUUGAUGUACCAAGGGUUACUCGCGGUCUCGCGCAUACAAUUUCCACACCUAUAUAUGUUAUAUAUAAAUGAUAAUAUAUCUGAAUUCUGUCCCAGACUAAA
This is a messenger RNA of Zea mays, 1722 nucleotides long. RefSeq lists its product as uncharacterized. Bases 374 to 1159 code for a protein of 261 amino acids. Gene Ontology annotation, molecular function: zinc ion binding. The record is from RefSeq and is a predicted model, not a curated record. The transcript is spliced from 4 exons. Lineage: Eukaryota; Viridiplantae; Streptophyta; Magnoliopsida; Poales; Poaceae.